This is a messenger RNA of Gadus morhua (Atlantic cod), 3102 nucleotides long. RefSeq names its product gamma-aminobutyric acid type A receptor subunit delta (gene gabrd). The record is from RefSeq and is a predicted model, not a curated record. The transcript has 9 exons. NCBI's taxonomy places the organism in Eukaryota, Metazoa, Chordata, Actinopteri, Gadiformes, Gadidae. Bases 443 to 1837 code for a protein of 464 amino acids. Gene Ontology annotation, molecular function: GABA-A receptor activity; extracellular ligand-gated monoatomic ion channel activity. Gene Ontology annotation, biological process: monoatomic ion transmembrane transport. Gene Ontology annotation, cellular component: membrane.
CACACACACACACAAACACAAACACAUUCUGUCUUUUCUUUCUUUCUCCCCUACCAUCCCUUUUCUCUCUCUCUCCUCUCUUUUCCUCUCUAUGCUGGGAAUCCAAACGAGUGUGAGUUGCGUUUAUAAGACAACUAUUGUUCCGUCGGAGCAACUUCCCUCUCCUCUUCCCUCCGAUUCCACCGUCUGCUUGUCCUCGCAGUGCGCCUGGACCCGGGGAGUAGCGAGGCGCGUCGGCGCGCGCGGAGCGCAGAGCGCUAUUGGAACAUGGGUCAGAGGAGUCGUCGCUCCAGUUUACUUUCCGCUCCUCCGCGCUACGGUUUACCGGGAGCGCAGACGCUGUGGUGAACGUGAACGUGCGUGCGCCUCUCCUCCUUCGAUGUGCUUCUGAGAGCCAAUAUCGAUACGGGGGAAAGUUUUGGCAAGCAGAGGUACGGGGGGAAUGGGGACCCUAACUUUUCUGCUGUCGAGCCUCGCCCUGGUCGUGUUCGCUGGAAACAUCUUCACCAGGGCCAUGCUGAAUGACAUUGGGGACUAUGUAGGUUCAGGCAUUGAAAUAUCCUGGUUGCCUAACCUGGAUGAAUUAAUGAAGGGCUAUGCGAGAAAUUUUCGCCCUGGGAUAGGAGGCCCACCGGUGAAUGUGGCCAUGGCUAUUGAGGUGGCCAGCAUUGACCACAUCUCAGAGGCCAACAUGGACUACACCAUGACGGUGUUCCUGCGGCAGAGCUGGCGGGACGACCGGCUGGCCUACAACCACACCAACAAGACGCUGGGGCUGGACAGCCGCUUCGUGGACAAGCUGUGGCUCCCCGACACCUUCAUCGUCAACGCCAAGUCGGCCUGGUUCCACGACGUCACCGUGGAGAACAAGCUGAUCCGCCUGCAGCCUGACGGGGUCAUCCUCUACAGUAGCCGCAUUACGUCGACGGUGGCCUGUGACAUGGACCUGACCAAGUACCCCAUGGACGAACAGGAGUGCAUGCUGGACCUCGAGAGCUACGGCUACUCCUCAGAAGACAUCGUCUACCACUGGUCAGAGAGCCAGAGACACAUCCACGGCCUGGACAAACUGGAACUGUCCCAGUUCACCAUCACGGACUACCGCUUUGUCACAGAAAUGCUUAACUUCAAAUCCGCGGGGCGAUUUCCACGGCUCAGCCUUCGCUUUGAACUCAGACGCAACCGAGGGGUCUAUAUUAUCCAGUCGUACAUGCCGUCUAUACUGUUGGUGGCUAUGUCCUGGGUCUCCUUCUGGAUCAGCCAGACAGCUGUCCCUGCGAGGGUGUCACUAGGGAUCACCACGGUGCUCACCAUGACAACGCUGAUGGUGAGCGCACGCUCCUCGCUGCCACGGGCGUCGGCCAUCAAGGCGCUGGACGUGUACUUCUGGAUCUGCUACGUGUUCGUGUUCGCCGCACUCAUCGAGUACGCCUUCGCGCACUACAACGCCGACUACAGACUCAAGGAGAAGGCCAAGAGCAAGGCCAACAAGCUGGGCUCUGAGUCCAUCGUGAAGAACGGCAAGCAGGCCAUGGUCCUGUUCUCCCUGUCUGUCACCGGCAUGAACCAGGGGGUCCUGAUCUCCAACCGCCACGGCCGCAGCCAGCGCCCGGGCACCGACAGCCCCAUGGAGGGCGGCGGGGGCGGGGAGGACGCCGAGCCCCAGAGGAGGAGGCGGUCCCGGCAGCCGGAGGAGUGCGAGGAGGACAAUAAGUGCUGCGGCAAGUGCGUCUGCAAGCCCAUCGACGCGGACACCAUCGACAUCUACGCCCGCGCCGUCUUCCCCUUCACCUUCGCCGUGGUCAACGUGAUCUACUGGGUGGCCUACACCAUGUGAGGCGGCGAGAGAGAGAGAGGGGGGAGAGAGGGAGAGAGAUGCUCCGUGGUGGUCUCUCUUGUCAGUGGCUGCACACAGAAGGAGGGAUGGAGGGAGGGAGAGAGAGAGAGAUAGAGAGAGGGGGAGAGAGAGAUGCUCCGUGGUGGUCUCUCUUGUCAGUGGCUGCACACAGAAGGAGGGAUGGAGGGAGGGAGAGAGAGAGAGAUAGAGAGAGGGGGAGAGAGAGAUGCUCCGUGGUGGUCUCUCUUGUCAGUGGCUGCACAUCGAGGGAGGGAGGGAUGGAGGGAGAGAGAGAGAGAUAGAGAGAGGGGGAGAGAGAGAUGCUCCGUGGUGGUCUCUCUUGUCAGUGGCUGCACAUCGAGGGAGGGAGGGAUGGAGGGAGGGAGGGAUGGAGGGAGGGAGAGAGAGAGAGGGAACAGUGGAAGGGGGGAGGCUGCGUAGAUACAAGGACAGAGGUCCAGGCCUCGGGAGGAAGCAGACAGACAGCGAGACUGGUUCCCUCCUCUGAUUAACCACACUUUGUUAGGUCAGACGCACUCCAACACUGAAACGCACGAUGGAUGAUAUUGUGCAAUAGAAAAAGGGCAGUAGGGGGCCAUGGGUUCGGGUGGGGUGGUCCUGCCCAGCCCAGCCCCCCUGGUGGAUACUCCGACCUAAUGGGCUCCAGACCUACUGAACUUCGACCGUCUAGACUUCUCCUGCAAGUCAUCGUUGUGUUCCUUAGCUACGACACGCACGGCAACCGCGGCCCACCGGCCUGACUCUUAACUGCUGCACGCCACUCAGGUGGCACCCACCGCUACAUCGAACACUACUAACCCCACAACACGGACUCUGGGAGAGACACUCUCUGCUUCAGCUCCUCAUAAAUAUGCACAUAUAUACACCACAUAUAUGCAAGAUCGGUGUGUGUAUUUGUGAUACACGCACACCAACCCAGUGACGAGUCACACAACUUUUUUCAAAGCUUCGUUAGACUCCAGUUUGGCUCGACUUACUUUCAAUAGUGGCUUUCAGAACCGUCAUGGCCGCCGGCCCCAUCCUCACUUCCCUUGGCCUCACGCACACUACUUUAGUCGUCCUUCAAAAAUAAAAGUGGCACAAUGAGGUUACAACUCUGCAUGCCUGUGCCCCCCCCCCAGCCCUAUCAUUCUUUAAUCUAUCUCAUUUUUACAGUUUUUCUGUUCUUCGUUUUGGAUGCAGAACAGUGUCUUCCCUUGGCCAGUUCUGCCUGUUUGCUGACCAUUAAAAUACUUCUACCACUA